AUGAGCAGCCGCACCUGCAGGCCAACGCGCGGAGCACAACCCUUUUCAGGAAUCUUGCCCUUACCAGGAUUCAUCAAGGCCUCAUCGCAUCCCGCAUCUGCCAACAAUACUCCUUUGGGCUGGUUCUAUCCCAAAAACCUGUGUCGUGCUCAGUUGCGGCAUGCUUCCCGCAAUGGUUCAUUACUUUUCCAGGGAAGCUGCACAAACGGUCAAUUGUCGCGACUAAGGAGACACUAUCCAAAUAGCUUGACUUGCGACACAGCGAAACGUGGCGCUUCGCCACAGCCGAGCAGCAAUAAGAGACGGCUCGGCUCUGAAUCCUCAAGGAACUCUUCCUUGCAUUCCGGAAAUCUAGCCAUCUCUUCACCUAGUAUCGUGUCGAAAUUAACUUGGGACGGACGAGGCCAUAUGCCUCGUUUCUCUACCCUUGCUCACGCAGUUGGCUGA
Messenger RNA from Ascochyta rabiei, 447 nucleotides. RefSeq lists its product as uncharacterized. The record is from RefSeq and is a predicted model, not a curated record. The transcript has a single exon. Lineage: Eukaryota; Fungi; Ascomycota; Dothideomycetes; Pleosporales; Didymellaceae. The coding region runs from base 1 to 447 and encodes 148 amino acids.